Lecanosticta acicola is the source of this 1033-nucleotide messenger RNA. The record is from the annotation of a GenBank genome assembly. Lineage: Eukaryota; Fungi; Ascomycota; Dothideomycetes; Mycosphaerellales; Mycosphaerellaceae.
AUGCCUGCGUCUUCUGGUAGCAUCGCCAACCUGCAAGCCAAGAUAUGGAGCGGAUCGCUACCUCUGGAGAUACGGCUCGCAGCAUCCGACUGCCGCACCUACGAUGAGUCGGAGCCGUAUCUCAUUCAAUACCCUCGACUGUCGUAUCUCGCAUUCCUGCUGCCCAAGUUACACGCAUUCUUCACGCCCAGUCUGAUCAAUGCGGACGUUGCGUCGAAUGACGCUUGGCUGUCCUUCGAAGGCGUCCCUUUGAAAUGGCACUACCCACUAGGCCUGCUCUACGACCUGUUCUCGGGAGCGGAACCUGCUGACCUGGAGCCGCCUGGAAAACCCGAGUCUGUGUCCGCAUCUCAAGCCACCGGCGAGAGUAGCACCCGGUCCUCGCCUAUCCCGUGGAAGCUGACCAUCCACUACUCUGAUUUUCCUGGUGAGCAACUCAUACAGCUGGAUCCGGAAGGUCGAACCAUGCAAGAUACCUUUGUCAACGCCGUCAAAGAAGCCGACUUUGUCCGGAAUGGCUCUGGCAGGACUGUCAUGCUGAUGAGCAAAGAAGACUCGGAUAAUCUGUGGCUUUCGGUGCAACAACGUGAGAUACGACCUUGCCAGCUCAUCUGGCUGUUGUCUGACCGUGUAUUGACGUGCACUAGAUAAUCUGGUCCUGUUCAAUACCGUGAACACGAAGCUUCUCAAUCCACCGGGGAUGGAAUUGCGCCAUGUACCCAUCAAAAUCUAUCUGCCGACAUCAGCCGGCCAAUGGGCUACUGACACCAUUCCGGAGGAGGCACAAACUGGUCACAUGCGAGUAGUUCAGUCACUCGUCCCUUUGCUUUUGCCCUCGGGGCAACCUCAGACAACAGGCACUGCGCUGAACAGCGUCUUACCGACCAUAUUUCCAAGCCGGCGUAGCCCGAUCUACGCUCGUCCGGUAUUACAUGGCGCUGCAGUUCCACUCUCCACCCGUCUCGAUGAUCUCAGUAAAGCAGCAUCAUACACGGACGGAUUUUUACAUUUCGCAGUGGUCAUGCAUGGGUAG